Molecule: messenger RNA, 2142 nt
Organism: Mucor velutinosus
Lineage: Eukaryota; Fungi; Mucoromycota; Mucoromycetes; Mucorales; Mucoraceae
Product: oligomeric, coiled-coil, peripheral membrane protein
Exons: 9
Coding region: 1-2142 (713 amino acids)
Biological process (GO): microtubule depolymerization; microtubule-based movement
Cellular component (GO): microtubule
Molecular function (GO): microtubule motor activity; microtubule binding; ATP binding
Source: RefSeq, a predicted model, not a curated record
AUGAGUAACACUGUGUUGUUUGAUACUCUCAAGAAGUCGGAUCUAGAUCAGUACUACACUAGUUUUUUGUCGUUUGGGAUUUCUCAUUUGAAUGGUUUGGCACAGAUAUCAAUGCAAGACUAUGGCAGUUUGGGCAUCACAUCCAUCAGUGAUAGAAAACGAUUAUUUCAGCUAGUUCAAACACUACGACAUCAACAAGACUUAAGCAUCAUGCCGUCCUCUCCCAGUAACAGAGAUUUCACAGACGAAUCCUCCGCGUCUUUCAGCUCGUUUGGUGAUAUGAGAACACCGCAACAACAGCCAUCCUCUCGAAUGAGGUUCCCAUUAAAGACCAACAUGAUUGGAUUGUCAAGUGUAUCCUACGUGAAGAAGACUCCGACUAUGAACAAUAGCAAGGAUCAGGUACCACCCAACAUAUCCACUAGCAUGUCUUCUCCAAGAAUCAGUUCUCCGUGCCGCUCACCAUUUACAGCGAAACGAAAUCAGCUUCCAGUUUUUAUUCGCAAGCAACAGGAGGAGGUAGAGGAGGAAGAGGAAGAUGACAGAGAGAUCGUAAAGAACAGCCAUUUGAACCCUUAUGGGCUGCCUAUCAGUAGCAACAAUCGACAUUUGGCACAGAGGAAGAGCGAUUUGAAUCAAAAAAUCCGUGUUUGUGUGCGAAAACGACCACUUGCUAAGAAAGAGAUUGAAAAGUCUGAAAAGGACAUUACACCUGUACAAGGUAUUCGCACUGUACAUGUCAAUGAACCAAAGGUCAAGGUGGAUUUGACAAAAUACAUUGAGCAGCAUACCUUUAAUUUCGAUGAUGUGUUUGACACGAAUAGCACAAACGAUUAUAUCUACCAAAGAACUGCACAGCCAUUGGUCAAGUACAUCUUUGGUGGUGGUAAAGCAACCUGUUUCGCAUAUGGCCAGACGGGCUCAGGCAAGACGUAUACUAUGAUGGAUCCCAAGCACGGGCUCUACAUACUGGCAGCUCAAGAUAUAUUCAACAUGUUGCAGCAACCUGAAUACGGGCAUUUGUGUGCUUGGAUUGGGUUUUAUGAGAUUUAUCAAGGACAAUUGUACGAUUUGUUGGCAGAUAGAAAGAAGCUUUUCGCAAGAGAAGAUGGCAAGCAAAAUGUGGUGAUUGUAGGCUUAAAAGAGUACCUGAUCAAGAAUGUCUCUGACUUGAUGCAAGUGUUUGAAUAUGGAAACCAGAUUAGAAGCACAGGCAGCACGGGUGCUAAUUCUGAUUCCUCUCGCUCUCAUGCUAUUAUGCAAGUUUUGCUGAAGCCCAUCUCAGCAGGCAGAAAGAAAUCAGUGGAGCCCAUUGGAAAGCUUAGUUUUAUUGACUUGGCAGGCAGCGAACGUGGUGCUGACCGAGGCGAAACUGAUCUCAAAACACGGAUGGAAGGUGCUGAAAUCAACAAGAGUUUGUUGGCCCUAAAAGAAUGUAUCCGAGCACUGGAUCAAGACAAGAAACACACACCAUUUCGACAGAGCAAACUGACUCAGGUACUCAAGGACUCAUUUGUGGGUAACUCCCGCACCUGUAUGAUAGCCACUGUAUCACCCAACCAAUCCAAUAGCGAACACACGCUCAACACAUUGCGAUAUGCAGACAGAGUGAAGGAGCUCAAGAAUGGCGGGCUUGUGUGCAGUAGUAGCAGCGACCAAGAGCUCGAGCAACAUAUGAUAACAUCUAGCAAUACAAUGCCCAACAUGACAAAGAAAGAAGACAUGGACGACGAGCCUGUGUUUCUACUAGACCAUGAUGACCUCCACCCAUGUUCAGAUGCCUUGUUGGACACAGAUUUCCCUCAUGAAUUUUUGUCUACCACACCACCUACGUCCAGUGCAUCUCCACCCAUCACACCGCCACAGCAAUACCACCACCUCAAGAACCAGUUCGAUCUAUCCAUGAUUGAAGACUUUAUAUCCCAGCACCGAAAUGAAAUUCGUGCGACAAACGAAUGCUCUAAAAAGGAGACCCGCUACUUGACUCAUGUGUCCCUUGGGCUCACAACUGACAAUAGGCUCAAAAUGUCGAGUGCGUUUAUUGAUUAUCUCAGCCACCUCGACGAUAUUCUCGAUCAGAAAAUGGCUGCCAUAGAUCAUUUGAAAGAAAAGAUACGCUUGGUACUGAAUCAAGUUGAAUAA